Rotaria sp. Silwood2 is the source of this 834-nucleotide messenger RNA. The record is from the annotation of a GenBank genome assembly. Lineage: Eukaryota; Metazoa; Rotifera; Eurotatoria; Philodinida; Philodinidae.
AUGAGAUUUCCUGAUGCAGUUGAAUAUAUUCACAUUAGUGACCAAUAUACCGGUAUGAAAGGUCAAAAUGGUGAUCAACAAUCAUCAUCAGCACCUCAAACAAAUACCGGUACUGCAGCACAACAGCAAGAUGCACUUAAUACAAGUGAACGUUCUAUUCGUCGUGUAUUAAUUAUUGCUUUUAAUUUAAUGCCACAUAAUGGUCGUUCACUUCAAGUAACAUGUGAAAGUUUAAGUAGUGAUUAUUUACGAUUUGUAUUGCAUGUAAUUGAUCGUGUUGGUUCAUUUCGUUUAACAUCAAAAGAAUCAAAAAUGAAAGCAAUUAAAAAUCGUCAACGUAUUGAAGAACAAUUUUUAAAAGGUGUUAAUCUACAACGACAAGAACAAGCACAACAACGACGUGAAGAGCAACGUCGUGUUGAAAAAGAAAAAAUCAUGCAAUCAGAUGAUCCUGAAUUACAACGUAAAUGGGAAGAAAAAGAACAUAAACGUGAAAUGAAACGACGACAACCAAAAAUGAAACAAAUGAAAAUGUCAUUUUUAACUGGUACUCAUCGAUUUCUUGAUCCAAAAUGUAAUGAGAUAUUAGAUCAGUUUUAUGAAUGUAUUGAAAAGAAAAGUCGAGCUAUAGGAGCUUGUGAUGGUUUAUUGGCUCAAUUGUAUCGAUGUAAAAAAGAAGAUCUUGAAGCUCAUCGACAAUUGAAUAAAACUGAAACUGAACGGAAAAAACGUGAACGAACAAUAGCACGUGAUCCAAUUAUCCAAAAGAAACUUGAAAUUUUUAAAAGAUUACAAGAUAAACAAAAAGCCGAAUCAACAACUUCAUCAUCAUAG